Vicia villosa (hairy vetch) is the source of this 633-nucleotide messenger RNA. RefSeq names its product heavy metal-associated isoprenylated plant protein 20-like. The transcript is spliced from 3 exons. The record is from RefSeq and is a predicted model, not a curated record. Gene Ontology annotation, molecular function: metal ion binding. NCBI's taxonomy places the organism in Eukaryota, Viridiplantae, Streptophyta, Magnoliopsida, Fabales, Fabaceae. The coding region runs from base 76 to 525 and encodes 149 amino acids.
AAGUCCUUUCUCUCUCUGUCACAAACACAAAGACAGAGUUAUUAUUCUCUUCCUUUUCUCUUCUAAAACAGAACAAUGGGUGUUCUUGAUAAACUAUCUGAUUAUUUCUCUGUGUCUCUCUCACCAACAAGGGGAAGGAAACGCAAACCAAUGCAGACAGUUGAAAUAAAAGUGAAAAUGGACUGUGAUGGGUGUGAAAGAAGAGUUAGGAAUUCUGUUGCUUACAUGAAAGGUGUCAAGCAAGUGGAGGUAAAUAGAAAGCUAAGCAAGGUAACAGUUAGUGGCAAUGUUGACCGAAACAGGGUAUUGAAGAAAAUAUUGAAGACUGGAAAAAGAGCAGAGUUUUGGCCUUAUAUUCCAUAUAAUUUGGUGGCUUAUCCUUAUAUAUCACAAGCAUAUGACAAGAAAGCACCAUCUGGUUAUGUUAAGAACUCCAUGCAAGCACUAUCUAGUCCAAAUGCAAUGGAUGAGAAACUUACUAAUCUUUUUAGUGAUGAAAACCCUAAUGCGUGUUCUAUCAUGUAAUAUUAUGGUAAUUAAUGUAUAAGAGCUAAGUUGCAAAUUGGUGAUUUGUAUUACAUGUUUCAUAUGGUUAUUGGCUUUAGCUAAUAAAAGAUUUUGGGUUCACAUGUA